AUGGCAACGAAAGGCAAACAGCUCCCACACGAGCGGCGGAAAGGCGAAUCUGCAUUAAGUGAAUUCGCAGACUACGUCGAGAAGCAGCAAGCACUGCGGUAUCCAUCUGCUGCAGGCACCGCAAACCCCGCAUUAGAAGACCAUGCCGAACUUGAUAUCCUAAACUCUCUCGACCUCGCAGACACCUCUUCUUCAGUCCGACUAAAAGAGCUGCUUCUCUCUAACGACGAUGACAUGCUAGUGAAACUGGUCACCCUGCUGGAGACGCGGAUAGAGGAAGGCCAUGGCGAGACAGUAUUUGAGAUUGGAUUCGAGAAUAAUGGUGAUUCGAUGGCAUUAACCAAAGAUGAGUGGGACAUGUCCAUGAAGAGGCUACGAGAAGCGGCAAAGAAUGUCAGGGCAGAUUGCCAAGUGCUGUUGACGAAGCAUGUCGGGGGGGAGGAAGAGGCAGAAAGUGCAGCGACGGAGAAAGACAAGGAGUGCAGUGGCAAGAUAUUGAUCCGACAGCACCCAGCUACCGUGGAGGAAGUCAUCGAGACUAGAAUUGCGGUGGUGGGAAAUGUAGACGCUGGUAAAUCUACUAUGCUGGGAGUCUUGGUCAAGGGUGGGCUCGACGAUGGAAGAGGCAAAGCUCGUGUCAACCUCUUCAGACAUAAGCACGAGAUUGAGAGUGGUCGGACCAGUUCAGUCGGUAUGGAGAUCAUGGGAUUUGAUAUUAUGGGCAAGGUCGUUGCUGCAGAUGUCCCAGGACGAAAGCUGUCUUGGGAGGAAAUUGGCAAACGCUCUGCCAAAGUCAUUACCUUCACCGAUUUGGCUGGACACGAACGAUAUCUGCGAACCACGGUCUUCGGCCUCCUGUCCUCCAGCCCGAACUACUGUCUGUUGAUGGUGGCUGCCAACAAUGGUCUGAUUGGUAUGAGCAAAGAGCAUUUGGGUAUUGCAUUGGCUCUCAAUGUCCCAGUCAUGGUUGUCAUCACCAAAAUCGACAUUUGUCCUCCACAGAUCUUGGAGCAGACUAUCCAGCAAAUCACUCGAAUCUUGAAAUCUCCAGGUGCCCGGAAAAUCCCAAUUUUCAUCAAGAACAAGGAGGAGUGCAUCAACACUGCAACUCAAUUCGUUUCUCAGCGGAUAUGCCCAAUCUUCCAGGUUUCGAACGUCACUGGAGAGUCACUCGACUUGGUUCGUUCAUUCUUGAAUAUCUUGCCGCACCAUGGCCACUAUGAUGCCCAGGCACCUUUCGAGUUCCACGUUAAUGAUACCUUCUCGGUGCCAUUCGUCGGAACUGUCGUGUCUGGUAUCAUCAAGAGCGGUGUCAUCCAUGCUGGCGAUACUGUUCUGAUUGGCCCAGACUCAUUGGGACAAUUCACUACGACAAACAUUCGAUCUAUCGAGCGAAAGCGGAUACAGGUACCGGCUGCAUCAGCAGGCCAGUCUGCAUCUUUCGCUCUGAAGCGUGUCAGACGAAAAGAUGUUCGUAAAGGUAUGGUAGUUUUGCCCAAGCUAGAGCAGAAUGCACCAAAGGUAUACAGAGAGUUUGUCGCAGAAGUCUUGAUUCUGUCUCAUGCAACAACCAUCAAAACCAAAUACCAAGCCAUGCUCCACGUCGGACCAGUCUCUCAAACCUGCGCAAUCAUCGAUAUCGACAGAUCCUACAUCCGAACUGGUGACCGUGCAACAGUCGCAUUCCGCUUCGUUCAACGGCCAGAAUACCUCGCUCCUGGAGAUAGACUCCUCUUCAGAGAAGGUCGCACGAAAGGACUUGGAAUUGUCAAGAGUGUAGGAUAUGAUGCUAGCAAACCACUC
This is a messenger RNA of Mollisia scopiformis, 1803 nucleotides long. Its product is annotated as P-loop containing nucleoside triphosphate hydrolase protein. The annotation marks the transcript as partial. NCBI's taxonomy places the organism in Eukaryota, Fungi, Ascomycota, Leotiomycetes, Helotiales, Mollisiaceae. The record is from RefSeq and is a predicted model, not a curated record. Gene Ontology annotation, molecular function: GTPase activity; GTP binding; translation elongation factor activity. The transcript has 3 exons. Gene Ontology annotation, biological process: translational elongation.